Messenger RNA from Pistacia vera, 2161 nucleotides. Its product is annotated as pentatricopeptide repeat-containing protein At1g03560, mitochondrial. The transcript has 2 exons. Gene Ontology annotation, molecular function: protein binding. Bases 1 to 1998 code for a protein of 665 amino acids. The record is from RefSeq and is a predicted model, not a curated record. Lineage: Eukaryota; Viridiplantae; Streptophyta; Magnoliopsida; Sapindales; Anacardiaceae.
AUGACACUGCCCAGUUCACAGUGCCCAAAAACCCUGAUGAAGAGAGCGCUGCCGAGACAUUUCUCUGCAACCCUUCUCCAAUCUCAACGCAAGUUACUUCCUUUCAGUCCACACAACAAUGGUGGAUUACUACAAAAACUCCCCAAAAUUUGUCCCAUACCAAGUUUCACCUCAAAUCCCAGACGGGUCUUCACCAACUCUCUUCCUCCUCCAGAAUGGAUAGAGCCAUUCAAUGAUGUUUCUGACUUACUCUCAAGUCCUGGAAACUUAAACCCAUCUCCUUGGGUAAGCCAAAUCCUCAAUCUUUUAGAUGGUUCUAUGGAUAUGGAAGCAAAUUUGGAUUCUUUUUGUCAGAAGUUCUUGAUUAAGUUGUCACCAAACUUCGUGUCAUUUGUUUUAAGAAUUAAUGAUCUUAGGAAAAAACCUGAUGUUGCUUUUAGGUUCUUUGCUUGGGCUAGUAAGCAGAAGAAGUAUGCUCAUAGGCUUGAAACUUACGUUUCUUUGAUUGAUUGUUUAUCUUUAUCCAGCGACUUGGACAGAGUUAGAUUAGUGUUUAAUGACUUGAGGCAAAAGGGAUUUUUAAUGACUGUUUCGGGUGCAAAUUCUUUGAUUAAGAGCUUUGGGGGGCUGGGGAUGGUUGAGGAACUAUUGUGGGUGUGGAGAAGAAUGAAAGAGAAUGGUAUUGAGCCAAGUUUGUAUACGUAUAAUUUUUUGGUGAAUGGGUUAGUGAAUUCGAUGUUUAUUGAAUCUGCUGAGCGGGUUUUUGAGGUUAUGGAGAAUGGGAAAAUUAGACCUGAUAUUGUGACUUGUAAUACAAUGAUUAAAGGGUAUUGUAAGGUGGGAAAAACUCGGAAAGCAAUGGAGAUGUUUAGGGACAUGGAGGUAAGAAAUGUGGAGCCAGAUAAGAUUACUUAUAUGACUUUAAUGCAAUUGUGUUAUUCGGAGGGAGAUUUUGAUUCUUGUUUGUGUUUAUAUCAUGAAAUGGAAGAAAAGGCAAUUGAAAUUCCCCCUCACGCAUAUAGUUUAGUGAUUGGAGGGCUUUGUAAAGAAGGGAAAUGUAUGGAAGGAUAUACUGUUUUGGAGAGUAUGAUUAAAAAGGGUUGUGAGCCAAAUGUGGCAAUUUAUACAGCUUUGAUAGAUUCAUAUGCGAAACAUAGUAGUAUGAAUGAGGCAAUAAAUCUCUUUGAGAGGAUGAAAAACAAGGGGCUUGAGCCAGAUCAGGUUACCUAUGGAGUUAUUGUUAGUGGUUUGUGUAAGAGUGGGCGAUUGGAGGAGGCCAUGGAGUAUUUUGAGUUCUGUAGAGUUAAUGGUAUAGCGGUUAAUGCCAUGUUUUAUUCUAAUCUCAUUGAUGGUCUGGGGAAGGCCGGGAGAGUGGAUAAAGCUGAGGAAUUCUUCGAAGAGAUGGUUGAGAAGGGAUGCACACGGGAUUCAUAUUGCUACAAUGCUCUUAUUGAUGCCCUUGCCAAGUGUGGAAAGAUUGAUGAGGCUUUAGCAGUUUUCAAGAGAAUGGAAGAUGAAGGAUGUGAUCAGACAGUUUAUACAUAUACAAUAAUCAUCAGUGGGUUGUUCAGGGAGCAUAGAAAUGAGGAGGCAAUAAAGCUGUGGGAUAUUAUGAUCGAUAAGGGUAUCACACCAACUGCAGCUUCUUUUAGGGCUCUCUCUAUCGGGCUUUGUCUGUCAGGCAAGGUAUCCAGGGCUUGUAGGAUUUUGGAUGAUCUGGCUCCAAUGGGUGUCAUUCCUGAAACAGCUUUUGAAGAUAUGAUCAAUGCUUUGUGCAAAGCAGGUCGUAUCAAGGAGGCUUGUAAGUUGGCUGAUGGGAUUGUUGACCGGGGUAGAGAAAUACCAGGAAGAAUUCGUACACUUCUAAUAAAUGCUUUAAGAAAAUCAGGCAAUGCAGAUUUGGCAAUGAAGUUGAUGCAUAGUAAGAUUGGUAUUGGAUAUGAUAGGAUGGGAAGCAUUAAAAAACGAGUGAAAUUCCGCGUUCUUGUUGAAAGUUGAUUGUUAAGCUAGAUUUAGGGCUGCGUAACUGUGGGCAAUAGCCACAAGCUAUAUAUUAAAGAUGGUUGCACAUAAUGUAAACUUUCAGAGAUUAUGUGACUCUCCAGUUCACCUUAGUACUUGGAGAAGCUUUGAUAUGAUUGGCCUGAAAUCUUAGUAAGCU